This is a messenger RNA of Ambispora leptoticha, 2976 nucleotides long. NCBI's taxonomy places the organism in Eukaryota, Fungi, Glomeromycota, Glomeromycetes, Archaeosporales, Ambisporaceae. The record is from the annotation of a GenBank genome assembly.
AUGGCUUCAGAGUUUCCACGCCUCGUAAGGGGAAUCACGGUUGAACGCUUAGACAAGUUCACCUCAAAAGACUUCUUUGCAGAUGUGAACUUGUUCUCUGCGUUGUACAAAAAACGCACUGAUGACUUCAAACAUGUCCGUCUUCAGGUUCAUUCUGUUCAGGGUUUAAAGCGUAUUCCCUUUGACGAAGCCAUUAAGAAAGAAUUUCGACCGGCGAGUGUCGGCGAUUCGUUUGGUCCGAGUUGGUCUACACAUUGGUUUCAUAUUGUUGUUAACGUGCCAAAUAAUUGGGUUGACGAAGAAGUUCAAUUUUUAUGGAAUUCGGAUAACGAGGGAUUAAUAUGGUCUAAAGAUGGUGUACCACUGCAAGGACUUACUGGUGGUGGCGGACUUGAUCGUCGCGUCGAAUACAUUCUUACUCCACGCUCAAAAGGAGGUGAAAAGUUUGAAUUCUACAUUGAGAUGGCAUGUAAUGGAAUGUUCGGAGUCGGCGACAAUGGUCUCAUUAAUGCACCCGACCCACGAAAAUAUUAUACUAUUCGUGAGGCAGCAUUAGCUGUACCCAAUAAAGCAGCAUGGGAACUCUGGUAUGAUUUUCAAAUUAUCCGUGGGAUGGCUAAAGACAUGCCACAUGAAUCGAUACGCGCCGCACAAGCACUUUACGCCGCAAAUGAGAUUGCGAAUGCUUUUCAUCCGCAUGAUGAUCACUCUAUCCAGGAUGCAAUUAAAAUUGCUAAAGAAUUUUUGAAAGACAAAAAUGGAAGUACGCAGCAUCAGUUGAUUGCUGUUGGUCAUUGUCAUAUUGAUACCGCUUGGCUAUGGCCUUUUGAUGAGACAAAGCGUAAAGUUGCGCGUAGUUGGUCAACUCAGGUUGACUUAAUGGAUCGAUAUCCUGAAUUCAAAUUUGUAUGCUCGCAGGCGCAACAAUUUGAGUGGUUAAAAGAGUAUUAUCCAAAAUUAUUUCAUAAAGUACAAGAAAAAGCCAAAAAGGAGCAAUUUUUACCGAUUGGAGGAGUAAAAUGGACUAAAUUGAACACGUCAUCUUUAUUGGUCAGACAACGAUUCUUUGAAAAGCAUUUCGGGAAAAGAUGCAAAGUCUUUUGGUUGCCAGAUACUUUUGGUUAUUCCGCCCAGUUACCUCAAAUUAUUCGAAGUGCUGAUAUGAAAUAUUUCUUUACGCAAAAAUUAUCCUGGAAUAAUAUUAAUAAAUUUCCCAAUACGACAUUCUAUUGGGUUGGUCUAGAUGGUACUAAGGUUCUUACUCACAUGUGUCCAAGUGAGACUUAUGUGGCUCAAGGGACCGUCGAUGAGCUUAUUAAAAGCGUAACCAAUAAUAAAGAUAGAGAAUAUACCAAUGAAAGUUUACUUGACGGCCUUCCAAAAGUUGAAAUGGGAUCGGCGGAUGAUUUCUAUGAACGGCUUGAAAAAAAUUCAAAGAAAUUGAUCACGUGGAAAGGAGAGUUGUACUUUGAACUUCAUCGAGGUACUUAUACUUCGCAUGGACGUAUUAAGCGAUAUAAUCGAAAGUCCGAAUUACUCUUGCGUGACAUCGAACUUUUGUCGUGUCUUACUCAAAUCAUACACAAUCAUUUCAAAUAUCCGAAAGAGAAAUUGGACAAACUCUGGAAAUAUGUCUUACUUAAUCAAUUCCACGAUGUCUUGCCUGGCUCUUCUAUCGAGAUGGUUUAUGAUGACGCGUAUUUGUUUUAUGACGAAGUUGAAAAAACUGGUGUAACUCUUCGUGAUGAAGCACUCGACAUUUUAUUCGGAAUAUCAAAAAGUGUUGAAAGUAAACAUAAAGGAUUGGUCGCAUUCAAUACUUUGUCUUGGGAAAGAAAUGAGCUCGUCAAAGUUUCGGUUACUGAUGGAUUACCAAAUCUGCAACAAUAUAGCGAGGAUAAAAAAGAAGGAUACGCCUUUGUGAAAAAUGUAAUCGGUAUUGGUGCUCAACCAAUUGAUCUUGAUGAUAAAUCUGAAUUUACUCCAGUAACUGCAUUUGAGAAUGGCCAUGAUUUUGUCUUACAAAACGAAUUUAUAUCUGUGACGUUUGACAAACACGGUCAUUUGACUAGACUCUUUGAUCGUAAAUUAGAUCGCGAGGUUAUUCCUGAAGGUGAAUUUGGCAAUCGAUUUAAGAUUUAUGAAGAUAUACCAUUAUUCUGGGACGCUUGGGAUGUUGAAAUUUAUCACUUGCAGAAAGGACGUGACGCUGGUCUUGGACAUAUCAAGAUUCACGAACAAGGCCCACUACGUGCUUCAUUAAAAUUAGAGACAAAAUUAACAAAGACGAGCAGUCUCACUCAAAUAAUUUCAUUAUCUGCAAUCUCGGCAAGGAUUGAUUUCGAGACAGAAAUUGACUGGGAUGAGAAUAGACAAUUCUUGAAAGUUGAAUUCCCGGUUGACAUUAAUCGAGAUGUUGCAACUUACGAAACUCAAUUUGGCUUUAUUCAACGUCCAACUCAUUAUAAUACUACAUGGGACGCUGCUAAAUUCGAAGUUUGUGGACACAAAUUUGCCGAUUUAUCAGAAUAUGGUUACGGUGUAGCAUUACUUAAUGACUCUAAAUACGGCUACUCAAUCCAUAAUAACAUUAUCCGAUUAUCGCUUUUGAGGUCACCAAAGGCACCAGACGCGCAUUGUGAUAUAGGACAUCACGUAUUCAAAUAUGCACUCUUGCCGCACGCUAAUUCUUUCUUGGGAUCAAAUGUCGUGCGUGAAGCUUACCAAUUUAAUGUUCCUCUCAUUGUCAGAUCAACAUCCAGAGAAAUCUCUGCCUCAAUAGAACCUAAAUCUUAUUUCAAGAUCGAUGACGCAGAAAAUGUUAUACUAGACACGAUAAAACGCGCCGAAGAUUCCGAUGAGAUUGUGCUACGUUUGUUUGAAGCGUAUGGUGGGCAUGCUAAAGCGCGAUUACGAAGAUGGUGCAAUUCUGAAGUUCCGCCCGUUCCAAUUUAUUACGUUAAAGGUGACGUUGAG